This is a messenger RNA of Dendrobium catenatum, 2260 nucleotides long. RefSeq names its product protein OCTOPUS-like. The record is from RefSeq and is a predicted model, not a curated record. Lineage: Eukaryota; Viridiplantae; Streptophyta; Magnoliopsida; Asparagales; Orchidaceae. Bases 258 to 2030 code for a protein of 590 amino acids. The transcript has a single exon.
CUUUCGUCCCCCUGCUUCUCCCGGUCUUUACUCUCUUCCAACAAUUUACAGCUCUCGCUACUUCCUCCCUUCCUCGUAAGCCCAUAGUAGCUCUCGUCGUCGCCGUCAUUCUCGAAUAUGUGAAAGCAAAGACAUUUUCCUGAGGCCAUUCUAUUCCUGUAGAAAUAUUGGAAAAGACGGGGGGGUUUUUUGUAAAACUUCACGUUUUACACGAGAACCAGAGUAAGCAGUGACCCGCCGGAGUUACUGCCGCGAUCAUGAGCACGGAAAUCGGUAGUUGGGCGCUGCAGCCUCCGGCAGCGCCAAUACACCGAAGCCGACCGCCCACCGCAUGCGACCGCCACCCCAACGAACCCGUUAUUGGCUUCUGCGCUUCUUGUCUUCGAGAACGGCUUGCCGGCCUCGAAGCCGCGGCAGAAGCAGCCAGCGCCGCCGCAGCCGAUGUCCCGCGAAAGUCCACUUCCUCCGCUCUCAAGUCGGUAUUUUCCCGCUCCUCUGGCGUGCAAGCUUCCAAUGCGAACUUCAAUCUACGCUCUUCCUCAUACGGCCGACCGGAGCUCCGCCGCAGCAAGUCAUUUUCUGUAUCUCGGAUCCCUGGCUUCGCCGCAGCGUGUGAGCCCCAACGCAAGUCCUGCGAUGUAAGAGCCAGGAACACGCUGCUGUCUCUCUUCCACCAGGAUGAUGAGGAUCGUCCCGAAGUUGAUAUCGUCGAAGAAUGCCCUAAUUUUCCAGUGCCUGACGUAGAGGGGCGAGAGGAUAGCGACGAGAUUAUGUCGGCCACCGACGAGAUGGACGAAGAUACUGAGACGCCGGCGGUCGAUUUGAAGCCUAUAAAGGACCACAUUGUUUUUGACUCGCAAGCGAAGAAGAUUUCCCCCAAAGACGCCAAGGAGUUUGCCGGAAGCUUCUGGCUGGCCGCUUCCGUCUUUAGCAAGAAACUCCAAGAAUGGAGGAGAAAGCAGAAGCUCAAGAAGAAGCCUCCUUCCGAAAUGCAGCUGGAAAAGGCCGGAAACUCGUCGCAACGAGUUUGCGACACGCAGUCGGAAAUCGCUAUUGAUGCAUUUGGCCGGCGAUCCUGCGACAUUAACCCUAGGUUCUCCCUCGAUGCCACCCGCUUCUCCUUCGACGACCCUCGGCACUCCUGGGACGAGCCUAGGGCUUCUUGGGAUGGCUACCUCAUCGGCGGCAGCGGAGGCCGGUCACUGCUUCCUCGCCUGCCCCCAAUGCUCGCCGUCGCAGAGGACUUCCCUGUUCCUGCUGUGCAGCGCUUCGACGGUCUAAUCCCUGUUGAAGAAGAUUUAGCGGUUCCUGGCGGAUCCUCGCAGACGAGGGAUUACUAUGAGGGCUCUCAUUCCCGCGGACGAAAGAGCCUCGAACGCUCUAAUUCUACGCAAAAGCAAUCCUUCGAGAUGAAGUUGUCGAUCCCGGCAGCCAAUUCCAAUGUCAAAGGAUCACCUACGGUAAGCGCCGAGCUGGUGCAGACUUACCAUGCCGGAAAGCACGAGCGAGAUUCUCGAGAGUGGAGCUCAAAUUCACUAAGGGAUGAAUGUUCCGAGAACAUCGACAUAUCAUUCAGACAUCAAUCAAAGGUUCCACCUGCGAAGAAGUCACGGCGCUGGAGCAAAGCCUGGAGUUUUUUGGGGUUCAUUAACCGGCGAGGAGGAACUAGCAAUACCAGAGGCAAUGGGGUGGAGACAUCCUUCUCGGAGACUUGGCCGGAGCUAGGAACAGAUAUGUAUAAUAGAAAGAUUUGCAGAAGCAAUAGUACUGUGAGCUCGAGGAGUUCGUUCAAUGGACAUGGCGGAUUUGGGAGUUCGAGAAGGAAUGGAGUCGAGAGCAAUGGAAACAGGAAGAAAAAGAAGAAGAGGGAGGAAUUUGUACUGGAAAGGAAUCCAAGUUCGAGGUAUUCUCCAAGGCAUGUUGAUAAUGGAUUACUGAGAUUUUACUUGCCUGCGAUGAAAGGUAGCAGGAGGAGAAAGAAGUAUAGCAGUACUCAUUCCUUAACAGGUAGCAUGCUAAGAUUGUAUUGAAGAAGAUAGAGCUUUAUCUUGUUCAGAUUCAUGCUUAUGUCAGGAUUCUCAUGCAUAUUUCUGUUUAUGGUUCCUUCUGGUAACGGACGGAAUGGAUUCAAAAAUUUGCAUUUCGGGUAUCUAACGUCUAUCUGGUUAUUACUUCGAGUAAUCCUAUUUGUUCUUGUGAAUGAGAUUUUUGGUAAGCUGCACUCUGCAGGUAUCUGAAGUGUGUUCAUGACGAGGAUUGU